AUGCCGACGAAUCUACUCGAUUCAGUCUCUAGCCAAGAACGUGCGGAAGUGAAAAAAUCUGUGGAGGAUCCUAUGGAGGUUGAGGUUGCUGAAGGCUGUACUAUGGCUCAGUUCUGUGACAAGAUCAUUGAUAUUUUCCUGAAUGAGAAGCCUAAAGUUAAACAAUGGAAGAAGUACUUGGUUUUAAGAGAUGAGUGGAACAAGUACAGUGUUAACUUCUACAAGCGUUGCUGA
Messenger RNA from Microthlaspi erraticum, 234 nucleotides. NCBI's taxonomy places the organism in Eukaryota, Viridiplantae, Streptophyta, Magnoliopsida, Brassicales, Brassicaceae. The record is from the annotation of a GenBank genome assembly.